ACUCGGCCCCGCCCUUGCCUGUCCCUGCGUUGCUACCGGGGGCUGGUCCGGCGGGCAGCGCGUCGGGAGGCGCGAUGGCGGCGGGGCUGAGGUUUGACGGGCGGGUGGUGCUGGUGACCGGCGCCGGGGGAGGUUUGGGCAGAGCAUAUGCUCUGGCUUUUGCUGAAAGAGGAGCUUCAGUAGUUGUGAAUGAUCUUGGAGGUGAUUUCAAAGGACAUGGCAAGAGCUCCUCAGCUGCUGACAAAGUUGUCAAUGAAAUCAGAGCAAAAGGAGGGAAAGCGGUACCCAAUUACGAUUCGGUGGAAGAUGGUGAAAAACUCGUGAAGACAGCACUUGAUGCUUUUGGGAGGAUAGAUAUUGUUAUAAACAAUGCUGGGAUCUUAAGAGACCGUUCAUUUGUUCGGAUAAGUGAUGAGGACUGGGAUAUAAUUCAUAGAAUUCACUUGAGAGGAUCAUUCCUGGUCACCCGAGCUGCGUGGAAUCAUAUGAAAAAUCAGAAAUUUGGCAGAAUAAUCAUGACGUCUUCGGCUGCUGGAAUUUAUGGAAACUUUGGUCAGGCAAACUACAGUGCUGCAAAACUUGGCUUGUUGGGUCUUUCAAACACAAUUGCAAUUGAAGGCCGGAAGUAUAACAUCCACUGCAACACAAUUGCUCCUACUGCUGGAUCCAGACUGACCCAGACUGUCAUGCCACAAGAUCUGGUUGAUGCUUUCAAACCAGAGUAUGUUGCUCCCUUAGUUCUUUGGCUUUGCCACGAGACCUGUGCAGAGAAUGGCAGUCUGUUUGAGGUGGGAGCUGGGUGGAUUGGAAAAUUGCGCUGGGAGCGAUCCUUGGGUGCUAUUGUAAGAGGAAAGAAUCAGCCAAUGACUCCUGAAGCAGUGAGAAAUAACUGGGAGAAGGUCUGUGACUUUGAUAAUGCCAGCAAACCCAGAAGCAUCCAAGAGUCCAUAAGUGUACUGAGUGAUGCUCUCAGUCAGAUAGAGUCUCAAGGGAAUAUUGCUCUAAAUUCAACAAGCUCUAGAUCUGUGGUCUCUUCAUCUGUUGACACAGCAAGCAUUGUUGGCCGGGAAUUGGCUACCCAAGUGUACAAAUAUACUCACUUGGAACCUAUUAUGUAUGCCCUGGGUGUGGGAAUGUCAACAAAGGAUCCAGAUCACCUAAAAUUUCUCUUUGAAGGAAGUGAAGAUUUCUGCUGUCUACCUAGUUUUGGAGUCAUUCCUGCUCAGACUUCAAUGUUUGAUGGUGUUCCUUCUCUUCCAGGACUAAAUAUUGAUCUUGCAAAGAUGCUGCAUGGUGAGCAGUAUCUGGAACUAUAUAAACCAUUGCCAACCUCAGGGCAAUUAACUUCAGUUUCAACUGUUGCUGAUAUUCUUGACAAAGGAUCAGGAGCGGUCUUGCUUAUAGAUGUGAAUACCUAUUGUGGUAAGGACCUAGUGUGUUAUAACCAGUUCACGUUGUUCUUUGUUGGAGCUGGAGGAUUUGGUGGAAAACGAACAUCAGAAAAGGCCAAGGUAACAGUGAAUCCACCCAAGAGACCUCCUGAUGCUGUAAUUUCUGAUGUCACAACGGUUGAUCAGGCUGCGUUAUAUCGUCUGAGUGGAGAUUUGAAUCCUUUACACCUUGAUCCAAGUUUUGCUGCUCUUGGAGGAUUUGAGAAGCCUAUACUUCACGGACUGUGCUCCUUUGGGUUUGCUGCUAGACACGUUUUGAAGCAGUUUGCAAAUAAUGAUGUCAACAGAUUCAAGGCAAUCAAGGUUCGCUUUGCAAAACCAGUCUUCCCAGGGCAAACUUUACAAACAGAAAUGUGGAAGGAAGGAAGCAGAAUCCAUUUCCAGACAAAGGUCAAAGAGACUGGAGAAGUUGCUAUUGCAGGGGGCUAUGUGGACAUAGUACCAGCUUUGGAUAAGCCCUUUGCUCAGGAGCAUCUGAAGACUGCAGUGCUGCAGAGUGACCUUGUGUUUGAAGAGAUUGGUCGUCGUGUAAAAGAGAUUGGAAAUGAAUUGGUAAAGAAAGUAAAUGCCGUGUUCCAAUGGGACAUAACUAAAGAUGGAAAAACAGCAAUGCAGUGGACAAUUGACUUAAAGAAUGGCUCUGGAGCAGUGUAUCAAGGACCUGCAAGAAGCUCUGCUGAUACUACCUUCACUCUCUCAGAUGAGGAUUUCAUGGACGUGGUACAACAAAAGACCAACCCACAGAAGGCAUUCUUUUCUGGUAAACUAAAAGUGAAGGGGAAUAUCAUGCUAAGCCAGAAGUUGGAAAUGAUCCUGAAAGAUUAUGCCAAGCUCUGAAGUGCUUGAUCGCCUACCAGAGCAGUGAAUAACCUGGGAAGACAGAAACUUCAGUUAGUUCAGAACCAAUGAAUGAAACAUACCCACCCACUUAACAGCAAUGUACUGAUUCAUUAUAAUAUUAAUAUCCUGCUGAUCUGUUUUAAUUGCUGUAGACAAAGUUAUGAAAUUAACAUAACUUUUAAUAUUGUACUUUUUUUGUUUCCUAGCAGUGGCAAAGAAUCCUACUUUUCUCAUUGCAUAUCUUAUUCUAAAUAAAAUGUAUGUACUUCUUACAAAGAUGCAUAUAUUUCUAUAUUAAUUCUGAGAAAGAUUAAACCAAUACAUAUCUUUGAUACCUGC
Messenger RNA from Calypte anna (Anna's hummingbird), 2630 nucleotides. It is a transcript of the gene HSD17B4, whose product is annotated as hydroxysteroid 17-beta dehydrogenase 4. The transcript has 24 exons. Gene Ontology annotation, molecular function: oxidoreductase activity. The record is from RefSeq and is a predicted model, not a curated record. NCBI's taxonomy places the organism in Eukaryota, Metazoa, Chordata, Aves, Apodiformes, Trochilidae. Bases 75 to 2288 code for a protein of 737 amino acids.